Molecule: messenger RNA, 336 nt
Organism: Caenorhabditis angaria
Lineage: Eukaryota; Metazoa; Nematoda; Chromadorea; Rhabditida; Rhabditidae
Source: the annotation of a GenBank genome assembly
AUGCCAUUCUACAUUCAAACUCCACCAUUAACACCAUCAAUGGUGAAUCCGAUAAUUCGGAAUAUUCUGGAUACUGAAGAGGAAGAAGAAGAGGAAGAAGAUGAGACUGAAGAGGAGAUUGUUGUGGAUGGCCCCGCAUUCAGGCCAAUGUUAUUAGAGCGGAUGUCGAAAGUGAACUCGGAUUCGAAUUUGAUGAAAAGCGCCGCGGCCAAUUCGACCCGUCUCGCAAUUUCCGGUGAUUCGCGAUCCGAUGCAGACUGUGCAGAGCUUCUUGCAGAAUACGUUGAUGUCUGCGUCGCCGUCGAUGCCGAGUUGUUUGUCGAAGUUGCUUAUUGA